Messenger RNA from Acipenser ruthenus (sterlet), 2508 nucleotides. Its product is annotated as leucine-rich repeat-containing protein 75B-like. NCBI's taxonomy places the organism in Eukaryota, Metazoa, Chordata, Actinopteri, Acipenseriformes, Acipenseridae. The coding region runs from base 454 to 1560 and encodes 368 amino acids. The transcript has 4 exons. The record is from RefSeq and is a predicted model, not a curated record.
GGGCACACACACACACACACACUCACGCGUGCACAUCUAAAAGAAGAGCCUAAAGACAGCAACUGACCAACCAGCUGACUUUUAAACGCGCGCCCCCGUCACACACCUUCCAAGGAGAAUAAGAAGAUAAACAAACCUCAGCAUGUUCGCAGACAGAUACAGACACGGUCGCGCUGUCAGAACCUGACGAGAGGUCGUGCCGCUCCCGACUUUUAAAACCCUCCUUUUUUUCUCUCAUUUAUUUUAAAAGAACGAUUUUUAAAAGAACUGCUCUCUCUUAUUAUUAUACAUUUUCUUGAAUGUUGCUGGCAAAACAAGUUGAAUUAAUUUCUUGCCUUCUUUGAAAAUAGGGUUAUAUUUUUUCCCUUGAUAUUGUUUGUUUGUGUGUUUUAUUUAUAUUAUUAUUUUAUUAUUUUUUUUAUUUUUAAACAAAAAUAUCACAGUUCUUAGAGAAUGGGUUCUAGGUUGAGCAGACAAAGCAGUCUGCAAGACGAAACGGAAUUUUCUAAGAAAAAACGACAGCAGAGCCCUGGGGAAGCUGGGGCGAGCGGCGGCGGAGACUUUCUAUUUACAUCCCUGAUCCUAAAGUCUGACAAGCUGCCGGGGAUGCUCAAAAAAAACAACCCAGCUCCCUACACGCGAAGGGUAGGAUGGAUCCGGGAUAUCCAGGCGCUUAUCCGCGAAUGCAAAGUGGAGCAGGCAGUCGACGUUAUCAAAUUACUAAGAAAGGAUUUGGGUUUGGAAGGCACUUCUCUAAAUGAUAUUCUCUACAAGAAUGCAGCGUUUCUUAAUCUGGUUGAUCCCAUCUCUCACGAGCUGCUGCUUAGCCUGGCUCGUGACUUACAGUGCCCCAAGAAGGAGCUGGACCCCUUGAAGUCUUCGGAUAAGAUAUGCAGGCAGCUGAUCUACCACCUGACCCCACACUCCAAGUGGCUGCGGCAGAGCCUGCCGCGGAGGAAGUCACAGGCGUGCCUCAAAACAAUGUUACAGAAGAAGGUCUCCAGCGGCUCAUUGGACUUAUCUGGGAUUCCGCUGUCAGCGCGCGACGUCCACCGGGUGGCGUACUACCUGCAGAACAACCGUGACGGGAUUGCAGCGGUGGACCUGAGCUUCACCGAGCUGCACGACGACCACCUCCUCAUGCUGCUGCCCUACCUGGGCGCGCUGCCCAAACUGACCAACCUGGCGCUCAACGGCAACCGCCUGACCCUGUCCAUCAUCAAGGACCUGACCGAGGCCCUGAAGGAUGUGGGCAAGUUCCCCAGCCUCUCCUGGAUCGACCUGGGCAACAACGUGGACAUCUUCACCAUGCCACAGCCCCUGCUCGUGGCUCUGCGCAGACGCUGCAGCCUCAGGAGCAGCCUGCCGACCAUCUAUGAAUACACAGAGGGGCAGGUGUAUGACUACACCCUGGAGACCUCCAUCGAGGAAGCCAGCCACUACGGAGAUGAAGAGGAGGAGGAGGAGGAGGAUGAGGAGGAGGAGGAGGACCUAGAACGCUGGGCAGUGACGGACAAGAGCGACUCCCAGAGCUUCACCCUGCAGUGCUGCGAGAGGUGAUGAGCCGGCCUCUCUGUUAAGAGCGGUUUGGAAGAAGGUUCACCUCAAUUUAAAUUAUAUGUAUUGGCAUGUCUGAGUUAGUGCCAUACAUUUGAAAGCUUGUCCCAAAAUAGCACCCAUACUUCACAUCCAGUUUCGAUAUGGCGUAGCCAGUGACUUACCGGGUGGUUGACGGUGCUCCUGGAGGCAAGGCAGAAUUUCAUUGGAGGAUGAGAGAUUUAAGAAGAGGCUCCCUUUAGCGGCAGUCGAGGCAGGAGAGUCUUUGAGGGCAGAUUGUUUUAGAGAGGUCGACAAGAGAACUGCAUAGUGACGGAGCUGCUAGAGCAGGAUUUAUUUUACAAUCAGAGACCGAACGAAAAUUUCUACUAGAACUGAGCCUGUCUCUUGUAGGCUUGGUCUAGCUUGACAUUGUGUGUGAGUUCUGUUAAUCUCCCAACAAAACAAAUAAACUGAACAGACUAUUCAGGCUUCAAACGUCACGUGACUGCAAACUGCAAAGUCAAGCCUUUUUUUCAAAACGUUCACUUGUGGCUACCGUGCAUAUACUUGUAUAAAUGUCCUUUAUGGUAGAACAUUGUGUGACACUAUUUUCAUGUGGUCUUUGCUGUGAACUCAAGUUAGUAAUUACGUUUGUGUAAGGAUUUUACUGGACACUGAUAAUCAAAAGUGUAUUUAACUGUAACUUCAUAUUCCCUUUUUACUUUGUCAGAUGUUAAACACAAUACACACAAAGGUAUUCUCACUGCAAUCCAGCAGUAUAAUGUGGGUCAGUUCUGGUUUAACAUAAUUACUUACUGCAAAGACGGAUGGGGUCUUGUUAAUUAAAAACAAAUCUAAUAAAUGGCGCAAUAGCCAGAGCACAACCCCAGAAAACUAGAUCUGCAUUACUGUGAGCAGAUACUGAAAUCUGAAACAACUGUGCUAUUAAAAUUGAUUUCUCUUUUUUAA